CCUAAGGUAGGACCUGGCGAAUUGGGAAUAACACCGGUCCAAGUGAUUCCUUCGGGGAGCCCCAUGUUGUAGGACCUGGUAUGGUAUGCUCCCGGACGCAUUGAACUAGGGCCGGAAGGCGGCCUCGCGCGCCGUGUGUAGGUAGCAAUAAAUACCAGGUAGGUAGUGAGCUGUGCCGUUCAAGGACCCAUUCUAGCAUCACCAAUUCGGUUAUGCUGCUUACAUACAGCUUGCCUAAUUGCCUUGCACUCAAAGUUGAUACGCUAUACUGCAAUUGGUUCACCUUGGUGAUUUCUCCUGCCUUUUUCUCCCUAAUGGACGACGGGCCGGAACAGAUUUUCGGCACAAACUAGUUCUAGACCUGCUCAUUUAGUCAAGUAACAGCGGGUUUUCUUUCCUACCUGAUGACAAAGCUUCUGACUUGUUCACCGAUCGAUGCAGGCAAUGAGACCUGAGCAUGCUGUACGAUAAUCGUAUGUUGGCCCUGGUGCUCCUGUAUGUGAAUGAUGGGGUUAGACUUUAAUAAUUGACGAGGGAGUAUUGGCGAAUUUAUAAAUACUUACAGGCCCAGCUCGCUACCUCUUGUGAGAGACUAUGAUGUUGUCCUUGUGCGUAUUAUCAAAUACCUAUGUACCUAGGUAGCCAACAAGCACACCGCCAACUUCACCAUGCUAAGCUUAUUCGUCUCUACUAUUGCCAUAUGCGGCACAUUGGCCCAGGCCUCCACAGGCACGGAAUAUUCUUUCAAGACUGAAAGCCAAUGCUCGACGGUCUGGGGUACAGGUGGCACGGUACCUAAGUCUCUUCCUACCUCUACGACUAUCAGCACCGUCUCGUCUAUCCUCACAGGCAAAGAAGUAACGGUUCCUUCGACGUCCAAGGUUACGGUUGAUGCUGUUACUACCACAGUACUCACUCAAACAUUUUUGACCUGGAGCAUCUCAACCAUAACGGUGCCAACGACGACACUAUGGAAUACAGCGCAACCGACAGUUGCAACAGCUACAUGGCCUAGUACUGUCUGCACGAACGGUAUAACUCCGUCAACUGUAACAGAGUAUAGAGGCAGUUAUGAUCCAGUCUCGGGCCAAGUGACUACUGCACCAGCUUCGUAUCCUUCGCAGGUCAUAUGCAAGACAGGUGUAACGUGGUUUACGUCUCUGAUCCCGACGACGACGUCCGGGGUGACAACUGUGACAUUUACACCUACUAGCACGGUAACAGCUCCCACGACAACCGUCACGAAGGCCGCAGCGUACUACACCUUUACAACGUAUGGUACGACCGUCACAAGUACAAUAACAUCGUACCAUGUCGCCACGAGCAUUGCUACGACUAGUACAGGAUGUGAGGCAACAACAACCACAACCUUUGCUGCUAAAUGUGCGCCAACGAACGUCAUUUCGGGUAUUGGAGAGUUCGGGUUGGUGUCCGGAGAGUAUGCGAAGAAUAUCUCGGUGAUAUAUAUCCCGGAAGAAAAGUACGAAGAACCGGCGGCUUGUUGUCAGCUCUGCCAGGACAAUGAAGGGUGCGUCGGCAUGAUGGCGGGAAUAUCGGGGUUCUGUGGGCUAUAUUACGUCGGAGCCCCGAGUGGAGGACCAGCGUGCGAUUUUGGGUUCACAUACCAAACCCAAUCGAAUGUAUUUCCCGGACAGGGCCUAUGGGUGCAAUCGGGAUGUGGAGAAAUUGAAUAUAGUGGGAGCGACGGCGUAUAAAGCUAGGUGAUUAAGACGCUGCGCUAUGGACCUAUGGACGUAGGGCUUGCAUAUUUGUGUGAAUGCUAAAGAAUAAUUGGUCGCCUUGCCAUUUUUUCUCCGAGGUAGUAGGGUCAAAAUCUGGAAGCGAAGAUGCAUUACCUUCCCUUUUGUCUCAGGAAAAUGUCUGACAUUAGAAAUAUGAUGGACGGUAUGUUUGUUGAUAUGUUGUGCUUUCUAAAAAUUUAGCAGCCUACAUAGUACCUAAGCUAGCGCAUAGUAGGGUGCUGCCUAAUGCUAAAUAGGUAGGUAAGGUAUUGUACCUUA
Messenger RNA from Daldinia caldariorum, 2021 nucleotides. RefSeq lists its product as uncharacterized. The transcript is spliced from 2 exons. The record is from RefSeq and is a predicted model, not a curated record. Lineage: Eukaryota; Fungi; Ascomycota; Sordariomycetes; Xylariales; Hypoxylaceae. Bases 669 to 1715 code for a protein of 348 amino acids.